AUGGAAAAGCCAGAUUCAGCUGGCCCGGAGGAAUGGAGAGAAACUUGUGCCGCCCAGGCCGGGAAGGAGGAGGACGUCUGGGAAAGGAAUCUGCAGAAUGUCCAGGGUGAGGAUGCCGCAGCUUCUGAUGUACAGUAUCAGCGUUCUGUGCAGUUCCGUUACCAGGAGUCUGAGGAUGUCUCAAAGGUUUAUGACCACAGUCUUUGCCAGCUGUGGCUGAAGCCAGAAAGACACACCAAGAAGCAAAUCUUGGACCUGGUGCCAGGGUCCUUCCUAGAAGGGGCCGCAGGGACAGAGGACGUUGCAGCAGACACCGUUCAGAGAGUGCUGAUCAGGGGGAUCACGUGGGCAGGAGACCAAGAUGCCACCUUGAUUGAGGACCGAAGGAUCCACACGAUUCGUCCUGGGCCCCAGGAGAUGAUUACUGAACAGCGGAAUAAGGGCCUGGUGACAUUAGAGGAAGUGUCUGUCCAUUUCACCCGGGAGGAGUGGUCUCUGCUGGAUCCAGGCCAAAGGGCUCUGCAUACCGAAGUCAUGAUGGAGAACUGCCGGAACCUGGCCUCCCUCGUCGAACUUCUGAUUCUCGAAUCUGACCUCGCAUCAUGGCUGGAGGAAGGGGAAGAUCCAUUUGCCCAGGGACUUGAAGAAGGAGAGAGACCAUCAGGGCAGGCGAUGAAGAGUAGGUUGGGAGAGCAGAGAAGAGAAACUGAAGUAAGCCAGAUCUGGAGGAAAAAAUCCAUUGCUCCUGAAAGUGUCAGUUUUCCAGAAAUUUUAAAUGAAGAACCGCUCCCUCAGUGUGCAAAUCUUUUACCUGCCAUAGAACAUAUGAGCACCUAUCAAAACAUCUAUUAUGAUAAGAUAUGGCCAGACCAUGGAGAAAGCUUCAGUCAGCACCCUAGACUUACUUCCUGUCACCCGAUGCCCUCUGUGGAGAAGCUGCAGAGAUGCUCCAAAUACAGAAAGAGCUUCCGGAAGACAAGCCAGUUCAUUAAUCGGCAAAGAGUGCAGCGAAUGCACCUCAUUUCUCCUCACAGAGGGGCAAAACCGUAUAAGUGCUUUGAAUGUGGAAAGAGCUUCAGUCACAGCAUGAGCCUCAGUAACCACCAGAGAAUCCACACGGGGGCAAAACCGUACCAGUGCUCAGAGUGUGGGAGGUGCUUCAGUCAGAGCUCACACCUUUCGAGACAUCGAAAACUGCACGUAGGUCUGAAACCAUACAAAUGCUCAGGAUGUGGGAAGAGUUUUGGCCGGAGAUCGCACCUUUCAAGGCACGAAAAACUGCAUGUAGGACUGAAGCCGUAUAUAUGCUCAGAAUGUGGCGAGGGCUUCUGGCGGAGCUCCCACCUUACUCGACACCACAAGUUGCAUAUAGGGCUAAAGCCCUACCCGUGCUCAGUGUGCGGAAAGAGCUUCAGUCGGAGCUCUAGCUGUGCUUCCCAUCAGAGAAUCCACACGGGGGAGAAACCCUACAAAUGCUCUGACUGUGGAAAGAGCUUUGCUCAGAGCAGCUACCUUUCUAGACAUCGGAAACUGCAUGUAGGACUGAAACCAUAUAAAUGCUCAGAGUGCGGGAAAAGCUUCAGCCGCAGCUCACACCUUACAGUACAUCAAAGAACCCACACCGGGGAGAAACCGUAUGAGUGCUCGAUAUGCGGGAAGAGCUUCAGUCAUAACUCAGGCCUCGCUUGCCAUGAAAGAAUUCACACCGGGGAGAAACCGUAUCAGUGCUCAGAGUGUGGGAGGAGCUUCCGUGAGUACUCAAACCUCGCUUCCCAUCAAAGAGUACAUACUGGAGAGAAACCAUAUCAGUGCUUAGAGUGUGGGAAAUGCUUCACUCAGAAUACAAGUCUUACUUGCCAUCAGAGAAUCCACACAAGGGAGAAGCCAUACGUAUGCUCAGACUGUGGAAAGAGCUUCAAUCACAAAGGAAAUCUUGUUAACCAUCAAAGGUUGCACACAGGAGAGAAACCAUAUGAAUGCUCAGAAUGCGGAAGGAGCUUCAGCCAGAAGGGAAGUCUUAUUGGUCACCAAAGAAUCCACACAGGAGAGAAACCAUAUCAAUGCUCUGAGUGUGGGAAGAGCUUCAGACUUGGAUCAAGCUUCACUUCCCACCAAAGAGUCCACACAGCAGAGAAACCAUAUAAAUGCUCAGUGUGUGAAAAGAGCUUCAGCCAGAAAGGUAGUCUCCUUGUGCACCAAAGAAUCCACAAAUGGGAGAAGCCUUUUGAAUGCUCAGAGUGUGGGAAGAGAUUCAGUCGCAGUGGCCAUCUUCAAACUCAUCUAAGAACCCACACAGGGGAGAAACCUUUUGAAUGCUCAGAGUGUUGGAAGAGUUUCAGUGAGAGUAGCAGUCUUCAAAAACAUCUAAGAACCCAUACAGGGGAAAAGCCUUUUGAAUGCUCAGAGUGUCGAAAGAGAUUCAGUCGCAGUGGCACCCUUCAAGAACAUCUAAGAACCCACACAGGGGAGAAGCCUUUUGAAUGCUUGGAGUGUGGGAAGAGAUUCCGUUGCAGUGGCCAUCUUCAUUGUCAUCUAAAAACCCACACAGGGGAGAAGCCUUUUGAAUGCUCAGAGUGUCAGAAGAGAUUCAGUCGCAGUGGCCAUCUUCAAACUCAUCUAAGAACCCACACAGGGGAGAAGCCUUUUGAAUGCUCAGAGUGUGGGAAGAGAUUCAGUAACAAUAGCACUCUUCAACAACAUCGAAGAACCCACACAGGGGAGAAGUGUUUUGAAUGCUCAGAGUGUGGGAAGAUAUUCAGUCACAGUGGCACUUUUCAAAAACAUCUAAGAACCCAUACAGGAGAGAAGCCUUUUGAAUGCUCUGAGUGUGGGAAGAGAUUUAGUCGCAGUGGCAGUCUUCAAGAACAUGUAAGAACCCACACAGGGGAGAAGCCUUUUGAAUGCUCAGAGUGUGGGAAGAGGUUCAGUCAGAGUAGCCAUCUUCAGCAUCAUGUUAGAACCCACACAGGGGAGAAGCCUUUUGAAUGCUCAGAAUGUGGGAAGAGAUUCAGUCGCAGUGACACUCUUCAAAAACAUCAAAGAACCCACACGGGGGAGAAGCCUUUUGAAUGCUCAGAGUGUGGGAAGAGAUUCAGUCGCAGUGACUCUCUUCAAAGACAUCAAAGAACCCACAUGGGGGAGAAGCCAAGGACCCUUAACCCUCAAAAUGGAGACCUCGACCUCCAGCUCCCCCUCCAGAUUUAG
Gekko japonicus is the source of this 3204-nucleotide messenger RNA. Its product is annotated as zinc finger protein 420-like. The record is from RefSeq and is a predicted model, not a curated record. NCBI's taxonomy places the organism in Eukaryota, Metazoa, Chordata, Lepidosauria, Squamata, Gekkonidae. The coding region runs from base 1 to 3204 and encodes 1067 amino acids. Gene Ontology annotation, biological process: regulation of DNA-templated transcription. The transcript is spliced from 9 exons.